Paramecium pentaurelia is the source of this 3686-nucleotide messenger RNA. The record is from the annotation of a GenBank genome assembly. Lineage: Eukaryota; Ciliophora; Oligohymenophorea; Peniculida; Parameciidae.
AUGAAAAAUAGUAAUGAGAGAUCUAAAUGUUAACUUCCUCGUUUAAAGGAUUACUCAAAAGAAAAAGCUUAGAAAUUGAAAUCCUUUUUCAAAUCUAAUCGUAGCAUUUCAGAAAAAAAAAUAGCUGAAAGUAAAUUCAAAACAAAGAAAUUAUUGAUUGAUAAUUAAAAUUCUAAAGAUCAUAGUCUUAUGGCUUAUUAUAUAAAAAGUAGUGAAAAAUUAACAGAAAUGAGAUAAAUUUUAACAAAUACAUCUGUACAAUCAGAUUAAGGAAUAGUCAAAAAGAAAAAUUUCCCUUUAGGAUUAUUAAAGCAUAGAUUCUCUCCAAUUGAAUAGGGCAAAAAAGAAACUUAAGAGAUUAAUGAUGAUGUUUCAAAAGAAUUAAUGGAAGCUGAAUAAGAAUCAAUUAAAAGUGGAAAUAGCAUUGAGUUUGAUGAGGAUGAAUAUAUAAUGAGCGAUAUAAGUAGUGAAGAUGAACCUAAAAGAUUUAAUGGAAUUGAAUUGUAACAUGAAAUUAAAAAAAUCUUUCAAAAGUUAAGUAACAUAUAUAUUUAUAUAUUAUUUAGAUCAAGAAAUAGAUUAAUCUUAUUUUUAUUUUAUUAAACGAUAAGAAAGAUUGAAAGAUUUAGCAAUAAAUUUUAAUAAAAAAAAUGUGGAUCCAAUUCAUUUUUAUUGUUUAAAUGAUAAUAUAUUUCCAAAGAGAAUUGAUCUAUCAAAUUGUUUAGUCAAUGAAAAAGAGAUGCAUUUUUCUGAUCUUGGUCUUACAGAGAAGUAUUUUCCUUUAAUAAAAAACUUAUUAUAAUCUGUUAAAAGUAAAACUGUAAAGUAAUUAUUUCUAUGUAAUAAUUAAUUGGAUGAUAAAUCAUUACUUUAUUUAAUUGAAGGAUUUCCUCUUUCAUUAAAAGAAAUCAAUUUAGGUAAUAAUGUUCUUGGAAGAAGAGGAGCAUUAAUAUUAUCUAAUCAUAUAUAAAAAUUUACUAAUCUUAAAUCUAUAAAUCUUCAAAAUAAUUUAUUAACAGAUAAAGGUGUAUCUGUUCUAUUAAAUUCUUUUUAAAAAAAUGUUACUUUAUUAAAAUUGAAUUUAUCUGAAAAUCAAAUUACUGAUUCCUGUUCAACAGUAUUUUAUUAAUUCCUAUUACAAAAUAACUAUUUAGAGAUUUUAGUUUUGAAUUGGAAUUAAUUAGGACCUACAGCAGGUACUAUGAUUGCAAAAGGGUUAUAAUAAAAUAGAUCAAUUAAAGUUCUUGAUUUGAGUUAUAAUCAUUUAGGAUAGAAUGAUAGAAGCAAUUUUAUGUAAGCUUUAUGUGAAACUAUUUCUAUUCCCUAGAUCACUUUAGCUCAUUUAGAUAUCUCUUAUAAUUAGUUAAGUGAGAAAUAAUUAAAGUUAUUUAGUGUAGCUUUAUAAAAGAAUAACACACUAUAUGGUUUGCAUAUAGAAGGUAAUAAAUGUUCAGCCAGAGUCAAUCCAUAUGGAUUUAUACAAUUUACUAAUGAUAGUGAAGAGUUUAAAGUAGUUUAAUAAAAGAAAACAGCCAUAGAUGGUGUCAAUUAUAUUCCAUUAUAAGGGGAUAAUCUAUUUGGAAAUGAUUGUUGUUGGAUUUGUUAAGGAUGGAUGGAAUAUAAAUUUUAAUACACUCCUGAGAAUGAUAAUAAUUAAGAUCCCAUUUUUAUUCAUUUAGAUUUUUUAGAGUAAUAUCUGUCAUGACUAUUAGUUAUUAGCCAAUCCCUAUGACAAGUAGUUAUGAAUUAAGAUAAUAAUUGAUAGAAGCUUAAAAGAGAAAGAGUAAUUAUUUCGAUUUGACAACUGGAGAGAUAAUCCAUCAAUUAAAAUAAUUAGUAAACACUGAUAAGAGAAUAACUUUGGCAGCCAUUACUGAAGCUUAUACAGAAGAAACUAGCAAGAAAAGUGAAGAAAUUACAAAAUAAAUGAUACUAGAAUUAAGUAAGUUUUAUUAUACGACAUAUUAAAUGUGUCCUCCAAAAAGAAAGAUCUUGUAUUUCUUCUCAAAUCCUAUUAAAGAAGAAUACUUUAUCGAUCCUAGAGUAAUGAAUAUGCCUGCACCACUAGAUAAUGCUAUUUUAUAAGGUAAAGAUCCUAAACAUGCUGUUCAUAUAUUUUCAGAUGGCACUAAAUUAGCAUUUACAAAAGUCCAAUAAGUAAAUUAUAUUUUUUCAAGACAAGAAUACAUUAUAGAUGAUAAGGAUAAUUAUAAACCAUUAAUAAAGGUAUUUCCUAGAUCUUCCUAAAAAAAGUAUGUUUUAAGAAGGUUUGCAAACUUUUUAGUAAGAAAGUAAGCUCAUCUUAUUACAUGGCAUAAGGAGGAUUCCAUAUUUAGACCAUUUAAUGGGGAUACAGAAGAAUUACUAAAUGAUUGUUUUGAAUUUGAUUGGAAUUGUAGUAAAAUUAGUCGUUUUGUUAAAAGUGAAUAUGAAAAGUUAAAAUUAAAGGAAUAUUUUAGACAACACUAUUAAUUAAUAAAAGAUGUAUAUAAAUUUUAUUCAAGUGUUGGAUAUUAACCACCAAAUUUUGAUGUUUUUUGUAUUCAAUUUCCUUAAUAUAUGAAAUUAUUGAAUAAACUCGCUAUUAUAGAUGGAGAUCUUUUGAAAUCUUAAGAUGUAGAAAUUGACGUAGUUUCUUUAAAAAAUAAUGUUGAUCAAAAAUAUAUUUAUAAUCCAGAAAAGGCUAUAAUUAGAUAUUAAUUUUUAGAGAUGUUUUUUAGAAUAGCUAAUGACAAAUAUGUUAGAACUGAUAUAUACAAGAGUUAUGCUGAUGCUAUUUUUAGAUUACUGAAGGAAUUCAAAGAACAAUAUGAACAUUUUGAUAUGAUACAAGAAUGGAGAACUUAAAGAUUAUGGACAAAAGAAUGUGAUCAUUUAUUAUAAAUUAAGAUGCCUUUUAUAAAAAAGCUAUAUGAUUAUGUAACUGACAUUACUAAUAGAAAAUGGUAUUUUAAAUUAAAAUGGAUAUCAAUUAGAGAAUUCAAAGAAUUUUGUAAACAAUUUAAUCUUCAUGAGUAUUUGUCAGAAAAGCUUUAAGUAAUUAUUUACAACUUUUCAAUGAUGACCUAAAUUGAUGAAUUAACUUUAGAUAGAAAUAUAAGGAUGACUUUUAUUGAAUUUGUUGAGGCUCUUGGUAGAAUUGCUGAAAGAAUCAGUCCUACUCCUAUUUAAGAACAUAUAGAUUCAUACACUUUAUUACAAAGACAAUAAUUACCUUUACAUGUAAAAUUUGAAACUCUACUUACUUAUUUGUAUUAUUAGAUGAAAUCAAGAGAUUAUGAAUAUGAACAAUUUUGUGAUUUAUUUGUCUAUUUUAAACUUGAAUAAUCUCCUAAGAGUAGUUUUCCAAAAAUAGAUAAGAGUAAGAAAUUAGACAAAGACCAUGAUUAUCAUAAUGACUUAACUUCACUUACAAUUUAUAAUGCAGUCUCGUAUUUGAGUAUUUUAGAUGAUUAAUUUAAGAUUAGAAUAAAUAGCCUUAUUUAAAUCCUAAGUAUAAACAAUUCUUAAAGCAAAAUAUCAUUUAGACAUCUCCCAUUCGUCCUUUUUAGCAUAUAUUAUAAAGUGAAAAAAUAAAAAGAGCUAGAUUGUAACCAGAAACAUAUAAUUUUGAAUCAAGAUUAAAUUAGUAAUAAUUCAAGGCUCAAAGUCCAAAUAAAUAGACAACUCUCUCUUAAAAUACAUGA